Messenger RNA from Schistosoma mattheei, 1225 nucleotides. The record is from the annotation of a GenBank genome assembly. Lineage: Eukaryota; Metazoa; Platyhelminthes; Trematoda; Strigeidida; Schistosomatidae.
GGACCUUGAACUGCACUGGAACAAAAGCAAAUGAGUCCAAAGAAUUCAAACUCAAUACUCAAGGUCAUCACGAUGAUAUUGGAUAUCGUAUAUUAUAGUUUACUGCCACCUUUAAAGAUGAAGGUUGUUUGGCACCUCAAGUCAUGUCGUACUUUUCACACCAGUGUACUUUGUCCUCAGUGGCGCUUGAAAUUACUUGAAAAGACAGUCGUUCACUGUCAUGUUUUCACAGUACCAGUAAACCGCUUCUUUUCAACUCGUAAAAAAGAUAAUCAACUUACGAUAUUCACGAUUCCUAAUUUAAUUACAGCUUCACGAAUCACACUUACUCCUUUUAUUGUUAAAUCUAUUUUUUGCUGUGAUCUGAGUAUGGCUUUAGGUCUUACUAUCGUUGCCGGAGUCACAGAUACGUUAGAUGGGCUUAUAGCCCGAAAUAUGUCAAACCAGGCAUCAAAUGUUGGAAGUUUUUUGGACCCUCUUGCUGACAAACUUCUUGUGACUUCUUUGGUUUUGUCAUUGACAGUGAUGGAUUUUUUCCCAGUCAGUCUUGCCUGUCUUUUUAUUUUCCGUGAUUUAGGAAUAGUUAUCACAGUUUUGUUUCUAAUGUUCCGGAAUUUCGGUUCACUUACUACGAAGAUAUUCACCGAGAAAGUUGAAAUGAAGGCAUCAAAUAUCAGCAAGCUGAAUACUCUUUGUCAAUUAUCGAGUAUCAUACUUAGCAUGACAUAUCCUUUGUAUGGAAUCCCUAACUAUGAAUACCUAAAGGUUGUAUGGCUUCUUUCAGCUGGAACUACAAUUGGAUCUGGUUUAGGAUAUUUAAAAAGUUUACCAGAAUGGCGGAAACGGAUGGCUGAAAUCUCCAAAAAAAAUAGAUAGAUAAACUAUUUUUAUUUUGUACACGGUUUUUUAAUCAACAAUUUAUAUCAAAUUGCAUCUCCUUCAACGAAAUGGUUGUCCUCAUUGUCAAUAGUUUACAUAUAUAUAACAUGUUGUGAAAACUAACCGUUUGAUUGAAUAAAAUCCAGAGAAAUAAACUAUUAUAAAGAAAAUAAAUGAAAAUAUCCCAUAUAAAACUUGAAAACAAUUAUCAUCUAUUAACUUAUGAUAAUUUACUCUAUUAAAGUUUAAUGCAUAAAUCUUAAUAUAAACCUAAAGAAUAAUUUCAUGUUAUUUAAAAGUCAAGUCGUCAUCUCUGUUCUCUUUCAACUGAAUGAUUCAAAGUGAA